AUGAAGGAGUGGUCAGACAUCUGGGACAAAGCAACACCUGGCCUGUGCAUGCCUCCGAAUGCUACCAUGAUGGACGAUGUUCUGAUCCCUCAUGAAGCUGCCUUCAUCAAAGAGAAAGCAAUCAGCUACCUACGCACCUUACAGGAUCUCACGGUCACCUUCUACAGCAACACAACACGUGCACAGGAGUCAGUCUACAUGGUGCACAUUACAAUGCCCAAGCAUCAGGUAUUCCUGCUGGAGAGAGUCAAAGCCUCUGGUUUGUCACAUAUAGCAGAGCAUACUUUCAAUGAAGUACUGGGGAAGGUCAUUAUUUCCAUUGGUCCAGAGUGUUUUUGUGGCAUCUCGUCCGAUAGCACAGGAAACACAGCGAGGGCCCGUACACUGGUGCUAAAGCAAUGGAACUGGAUGAUUGAGCUUUCGGACACUUGCCACCAACUCAACCCACUUGCAAAGGACAUUUUUAAGAUCAUUUAUUUUAACAAGACAAUCAAAGACAUGAGUGGCAUCAUCAAGCACUACAAGAAGUCAUCUUUCACUGCAAGCAAGAUUAAACAGCUUGUGAAGGAAACCCAGACUGGCCAGUCCUUCAAGUCGAUUGGCAAGACACAGUUUGUCACCUAUCACUUUGCAGGAGAGGUGCUGUGA
Molecule: messenger RNA, 648 nt
Organism: Phanerochaete carnosa HHB-10118-sp
Lineage: Eukaryota; Fungi; Basidiomycota; Agaricomycetes; Polyporales; Phanerochaetaceae
Exons: 3
Coding region: 1-648 (215 amino acids)
Source: RefSeq, a predicted model, not a curated record